Molecule: messenger RNA, 3635 nt
Organism: Xyrauchen texanus (razorback sucker)
Lineage: Eukaryota; Metazoa; Chordata; Actinopteri; Cypriniformes; Catostomidae
Product: nicotinamide phosphoribosyltransferase-like
Exons: 11
Coding region: 204-1700 (498 amino acids)
Biological process (GO): NAD+ biosynthetic process
Molecular function (GO): nicotinamide phosphoribosyltransferase activity
Source: RefSeq, a predicted model, not a curated record
UGGACGAUGCGACCAAUACGUGAGCACUUUCACAUAUACAACAUAUUGGAGGGAUCGUAUUUUACUACGUUUUCUCCAAGGAUAAACGAAAGGUAUUGAAAACAAGGUUACUGAGACCCGCUUCUCCGCCCCUAGUGUCACACGGCUCUGAUCACGUAAAUACCGAAGCAGAGCGACACUGUUUGGUUUUUACUUCGUCCUUGAUGAUGGCAGCUCAGGAUUACAAUUUUUUACUAGCGACGGACUCAUAUAAGAUUACCCAUUACAAGCAGUACCCACCUAAUAUCAAUAAGGUGUACUCCUAUUUUGAGUGCCGGCAAAAAAAGGGGGGACAGUUCAGCGAGGUGGUGUUUUUUGGCCUCCAGUAUCUUCUGAAGAAAUAUCUAGCAGGUCCAGUCAUCACAGAGGAGAAGAUACAAGAGGCGAAAGUGUUUUAUCAGAUGCACUUUAAACAGACAGUGUUCGAUGAAGAGGGAUGGCGGAAAGUUUUAGAGAAAUAUGAUGGCCGCCUUCCAAUCCGUAUCAAAGCAGUUCCCGAGGGGAAAAUCAUACCCAGAGGGAACGUCCUCUUCACAGUGGAGAACACAGAUCCAGAUUUCUUCUGGCUCACCAAUUUUAUUGAGACUAUGCUGCUCCAAAUGUGGUACCCCAUCACCGUGGCAACAAUCUCCAGGGAGUUCAAAAAGAUUCUGGCCAAGCACCUGAAGGCCACGUCAGGGAGUCUGGAGGAUCUGGACAUCAAGCUGCAUGAUUUUGGCUACAGAGGGGUGUCCUCACAAGAAUCGGCAGCACUUGGUGGGGCUGCUCACCUAGUGAAUUUUUGCAGCACAGACACAGUGGCAGGUCUACUCAUGGUGCAGCGAUACUACAGCUGCCUUAUGGCUGGAUUCUCCAUUCCUGCUGCAGAGCACAGCACCAUCAUCUCCUGGGGCAAGAGCAGAGAGGAGGCGGCAUUUGAGUGUCUGCUGGACCAGUUCCCCUCUGGGCCUGUAGCUGUGGUUAGCGACAGCUAUGAUAUUUUUAAGGCUUGUAAGCACAUCUGGGGGGACAAGCUGAAAGAGAGAGUGAUGGAGAGGAGCGAGGAUUCAACUCUCAUUAUCCGGCCAGACUCUGGGGACCCUGCUGAGACCCUCCUUGAGGUGCUAAAGAUUUUGGAGGAGUGUUUUGGCUGUUCUCUGAACUCAGUGGGUUACAAGGUGCUCCCAUCAUAUCUGCGCAUUAUCCAGGGGGAUGGGAUUGAUCUGAACUCUAUUAAUGAGAUCCUGGAGAAACUAAGUGAUGAGGGCUGGAGUGUGGAGAAUGUGUUUUUUGGUUGUGGAAGUGCUCUCCUGCAGAAAAUCAACAGAGACACGCUAAACUGUGCUUUCAAAUGCAGCUAUGUGGAGACUAAUGGCAAAGGCAUGGAUGUUUAUAAGCAGCCAGUGACAGACCCAUCUAAAGGAUCCAAGCGUGGUCGUCUCUCUCUGAGAAGAAACUCAGAUGGCUUUAUUGAGACGGUUGAAAGAGGAGCGGGCAAACCAGAAGAGGACAUGUUGGUGACUGUGUUUGAGAAUGGGACCAUAAUGCAGGAAUACACUCUGGAUGAGAUCCGUAAAGCUGCUCAGCUUUUGGAGGAGGACAUAACCCCUGCCCUGCACAACGAAGAUGAUGGCACUACUCUGGAUAUCUACCAAAAACGCAUCAUGAAUGGUGUGCAUUAACAUACUUAGGCUGCACAUUGUUCUCAACACUGCCAUCUACAGAGGAACCACUGACUUGUUCACCACAACACUCACAGUCAUUCGCGGUAUAGCAGAUCACAGUGUUCUACUCUAAACUCUAAACUUACUCUAAAAUGUAAUAUCACAUAUGAAUUUUAGACCUUUGAGGUGACCCCUCAGUUUUGGAUUGGGUCUCCAAAUUGAUUUUAUUUUUUCCUCAAAUUAUUAGUUAAGCGUUGUUUUGGGGAUGUUACGAGGUGCCAAAUAUCUUUUAGGUGCUUCAUUUAUCAUGAAUAUGUUUCAGGAGAAUGCAAAUGGUUGGUUUUUGACAUGGUUUCUAUUCUCUUCAACUAGAUCAUCACCCUAGCAGAACUUUGAAAAAUGAAGGAAACUUCAUUUUAGGUGAUCUAAUGAUCAUCUCUGGGCUUCUGUACCAGUAGUUCAGCACAUGAUACUGGUCUCUGUUCACUCUGCAAAUGCAUAUAUUGACUAUUUAGUUUUAGAAAUCACUAUCCAUCUCACUUUUUGAGGGGGUUUUAAUGUUCUUUAAAUAUCUUUCGACUUGAUAAAUUGAAUCACAUGUGCACAUAAAAGAUAGCAAUUAAGAAUUUUGUCCUAAACAAAAUCAGAUCUUAAGCUAUUUCCAUUUGGUGUUGAAGAAAUGGAUACUAAGCUUAUCACCCACUCUUAGUGUUAUUUAACUCACAUAGAAGUUGCUCCUGACGAUAUAGAAUAAUGCAUUUGUUAACAUAGACUUAAAGGGCUAGUUACCCAAGAAUGAAAAUUCUCAUGAUUUGCUUACACUGAUUUUUUAGAAGAAUAUCUCAGCUCUGUAGGUCCUCACAAUGCAAGUGAAUGGGUGCCAACAUUUUUAAGCUCAAAAAUCCACAUAAAGGGAGCAUAAAAGUAAUCCAUAAGACUCCAGUGUUUAAAUCAAUAUCUUUGGACACAAUAUAACGAUAUGGCGUUAAAUAAAGACUUAAAUAUUGAUCUGUUUGUCUGACACACACCUAUUAUAUCACUUCUGUUAGUAUUUCUUAAUGUUGGCAUGGACCUAGAGAGCUGAGAAUGUCUUCUAAAAAGCUUUGUUUGUGUUCUGCUGAAGAAAGAAAGUAAUAUAAAUCUUAGGUGACAUGAGGGUGAGUAAAUGAUGAAAGAAUUGUAAUUUUUGGGUGACCUAUCCCUUUAAAAAUAUAUUUUCUGGAGAACAUAUUUUUUCUUUGGGCAGCAAAUUGUGUUUUUAUCCUGCUCUUAUAAUCAGCCUGUUAACGUACCUUCAGUAAAUGCUACAUAAAAAAUCUAUUUCUUGAGAAUGGAUAAAAAGUGAUUUUGUGGAGUUAGUUAUAGACUUCCCUGUAUUUUUUUUUUCUCCAUAUAGCUGCUGAUGGUGCCUUAAAAACCACUCUCCUCAGUGCUUUCUUGCACUGUAAUUUCCUCUCUUUAUAUUUCACUUCCAUUCAGUUUCUCUCGUUUAACGUUCCUUACUUUCUGUGUGACACAUGAAUGACUGUUCAGUGAUUACUAUUUUUUACCGAUGCCUUAUGAUUUUUCUGUCAAGCAUAUGUCAUGUUUGACACCUACAAUAUGCUGAUGCUGAGUGAGAAUUGCAGUGGGUUUAAUUACAGUGUACAUUAUUGUGUCAUCAAUUUAGUGUUCGUCAAUAAUUUCCUGUUUGAUCUGAACAUCAGAACUGAAGCUGUUGACCCUACCUCUUUUUUUUUUAACCAAUAAUACUGUAAAUUAAUAUGAAGUAAUAAUUACACCUAAAUGGCAUAUUAUUCUAUUGUGUAAAUACUCUUUAAUAGUAGUUUGAAUGAUGAACUUUGUUUUGAAUUUUUAGUCUUCUUGGUGCAUUGUUUUAUUUUAUUUUUAUUUUACAGAAGUGAUAUUUUGUAUGACAAAAAGACAAGUAAACAAGAAUAAGAUAUGAUAAUA